Molecule: messenger RNA, 2487 nt
Organism: Fundulus heteroclitus (mummichog)
Lineage: Eukaryota; Metazoa; Chordata; Actinopteri; Cyprinodontiformes; Fundulidae
Gene: knop1
Product: lysine-rich nucleolar protein 1
Exons: 7
Coding region: 307-1815 (502 amino acids)
Source: RefSeq, a predicted model, not a curated record
CGAUAGAAGCGCGCGCGCACGUUGCUAGGAACGCCUGCGUCGUCGUUAACAGGAAGGAGAAAGUGCCACUUCCGCUUGGAGCAUGAAUGUGUCUCCACGUGAAUUACCAGAUUUUACAAAACGGAUUCCGAUGAGGACGUAAUCUUUGUUUCUGAAAGGUUUGCACCUAAACCUAUAAAGAUUACAAUCGACCAGGCGAAGCUACUGGCUCUGCAGAGAGACAUCGAUGAGCAGUCCCAGCCCACACAGCCUGCCAAACCUUUGAUAAGACAGGGGAUCUGUGACAACAAGCCGGCCGAAACAAAGAUGGAGGAGGAGAACACUGAGGAGCGUGUAAUAAAGAAGGAGAACAAACACAAGAAAGGAAAAAUAUUUUCACCAGUCCAAAACUGUAGUGCUGAGAACGGUACCCAAGUCAAGCUCAAAAAAGAAAAGAAGUGGAAAGUAGAUAAAACUGUAGCAAAAGAACAGGAAGACGAAGUUAAUCAGAAAGAAGAAAAGAAAAGGAAGAAACAUGAUAGCAUUUUUAUAACUGAUGUAGAAGAUAACAAGAGGAAAAAGAAGAAGGUGUUAGAAUAUGUGAACCAAGCAGAAAAUUCUACCUUACAGGAUGAGAAAUUGGAAAAGACGAAAAAGAAAAAGAAGUUAAAGGAUAAGUCUGUACAAAUCCAACCAGAAAAUGUGAAGAAAGAAGAAGACGAGGAAAUGCCAAUUGGAAAUAAUAAUCCUCCAAAGAAACCCAAGAAGCAAAAAGGCACAGUUUUAGUUUCAAGCCCAGCAGAGACUGAAGAGAUAGUUGGAGAAAAGACAAAGAAGAAAAAGAAAACUCUUGUAAUUACUGAUGUAGUUGGGAAAAUAAAAACAGAAAAGAAAGCAAAAGUGGUGGAAAACCUGAUGGAUGUAGAAAAGGAAGAGACUGAAGUUAAGGAGGUAAAAUUAAAAAAGAAAAAGGAGAGUAAAAGUGAGAGAUUGGGAAAAGACCAUGAAGAAACUGAAACUCAAAGAAAGAAGAAAAGGGCGGUGGAGGAUGAGGAAAUUCUCCAUAAGAAAAAAGAAAAGUUCAUAAAAGAAGAGACUGGGAUAGAGGAAGGGAAGAGCAAAAAGAAAAAGAAUAAAAAAGCCAAAGAGGAAAAUGGGAUAGUAGACACAGAGGAAGUGGUGUCAAGGAAAAAGAAAAAAGUCAAAGUAGAGGAGGAUGAGGAGGAGGUGUGGAGCCCAGAGCGUAGUAUCCCCCUGGCUGCUGACUCUCAGAACAAGAAGAGCAAAAAGAAUAGAAUGUCAGAAAAAGGAGAUCUGGACAACAACACUGAGGCCCAGGCUGGGAGCAAAAAGAAGAGAAAGGUCAAAGAAGAGCAGGGUGACGCACAGGAGGUUCCCCAAGGGGAUGUACUUUUCCUCUCAGCAAAGAAUGGAAACACAGACGAGGCCUCCAUUAAUCAGGAGAGAAGAAAAGCUCUUCAGAUGGAGAUCGACAAGGCUUCCCAACCUCAUAAGCCAGAUAAACCUACAACUCUGGGCCAGUGGAGUACGGCUCAGUUCGACAACUCCCAACAGCAGCAGAAGUUCUUGCGGCUGAUGGGCGGCUUCAAAAAGGGCUCCCAGGUCGCUGAGAAGACGGCUGGAGGAGCCAACAUGGCACUGGGGAAGGAUGGGCAGCAACAGCUGCAGCAAGGGCUUCUGGGAGAGUUUGAGCGAGCCCAAAUGCGGAAAAUGGACUUCAGUAACAGGGGGGCAGGUCUCGGGUUUACAGCACCGUCCAAUAAGAAGUUCACCAUCGAUGUCAAUGCAUCUCGGUCCUUCCGCUUUGAUGACUGAUUAGGGAGGUUGUUUUUUGUUUUGUUUUUUUACUCAUAGUUUCUUUAACUGGGUAUUGAUUCACCCCACCUCCUGGAGGAUGUUGAUUAAAACUCUUCUAAAUGUAUAUCUUGUAUUUUUAUGAAUUAGAAACAUACAAGCUCUAUAUUGUGCCCUGUUACCUACCACUCUAAAGAAACCGGACUUUUAUACUGCGACUGGUAAAUAAGAAGCAAGUUUGACUGGUUAGGUGGGAAAAGCUUUGGAGGUUUCUCUGGAGACAUUGUGCUGAUUUUAAUACAUUCCUAAAAACAAUCUUCAUUUUGCUUUUUUCAGUUUGUUUCAUAUAACUAAAUAAAGUUUUGAAAAGUCUAAAAAUACAAUGCGGAGAACUGGAAGGCUUUGAAAGCCGUACGACAGAUCUAGACACAGUGGGUGACGAAUAGUUGGUAACAAAACAGACAGAAGCAACUGCUCUGAUGGUCCUUUAAUUUAAUUCCUGCACGUUUACAUUCUGGGAAAGAAAAUCAAGAAUAACAGCACAGUACCGAUGGCUCAGCCAUUCAGCUGGAAACUUGCAGCUUCAUGAAUCCAAGGAUAGUGGGUUUUCUGCUAAACUCUGUCUUUGCUUUGGGCUUUCUUAUUGUACCUUAAGUACAAAAGUUGUUGCACGUAAAAAAAAAAAAAAAAAAA